GGCCCCCCCUCAAACCAACUCAGUGUUGCGCUUCACGGCAUCGACUAGUUCUACGGCCAUUUUAUAUCGACAGAUAUUUUGUUUGAGAAUCGAAGUUAAAGGAAUUUUGCUGUACAUUUAUUUCUGCCUGGGCUGGUUCAUCGUGGCAGCAGCAUAAGCAGCGAAGGCUUGAGAGUUUCUCAACACUCUCGAAGCCUUGGAUUAUUAGGGUAUAUUCAUGUUGGAACGAUAAUGUAAACGAUGAUCAGAGUCCGCAUUAUCUUCUUCAUGGAUUUUUGUGAUCAACAAGUCGCUUUACUUUAGACUUUAUAGUGGUCUGUUGUGUUUCGUGCCAGAGGUGUACUGUAGAUAUGAUGGCCGAACAACAAGUUGACGGACCUCCAAAUAAGAAGCAGAAAGUUGGUAGUACUAGUACCCCAACUGAUAAUGAAGACACGUUCUUGGAUGAACUACCGGAAGAAUUGUUUGAGACAAAUGGAGAGACCGAGGAAAAUAAUAGUAAAUCCGUUGAAUUGCAACAGUUACUGGAGAACGAAACGCCGAACAGUAAUUUCUCAAGUAACAAAAUACAUCAAACUGCAAAUCCCGUUGUAAUGACUGGCAAAGACUUAUCGAAUCCAAGUAGUCCUGCAUUGAAUAAUAACACAAACUCUGCAUCAUCUCCAAGUUUGAACAAUAAUGCAAUGGUUUCUCCAGCACAGAUUACAACUAGUUCAACAAUGGCAUCACCCAAGCCUUCUGCACCAAAUUUGAGUGCUGCUGCUAAUAUGAACUCGCAACAUCACCCUACAUCAGGUCCACUUAAUCCAACAGCACCUCAAACCUCCCAUGCAAUGACUACAAACACAGCACCAUUGACUAGCAUGCCUCAAAAUUUUCCUUUGGCAUAUCCUUCGUCACCACAAGGACUAGUAAAUCCAGCUAUGUUGCCACCACGGAUGAGAAAUGGACCAAUUCCCAACCAAAACACUAGUCCCAUGCAUAACUUUGGAAGACAAAUGACAUCAGAGCAAACUGGUCAUAUUGUUAGUUCACUUGCAAGUAACACUAUGGCAACUAUAAAAGCUGAACCAAAUUUUAUGAUGGGACAGCCUGGGAUGCCUGUGAACCAAGGUGGAAUGGCAGUGAAUCAAGGUGGAAUGACCUUAGGAGAAAUCAUGGCCCCAAUGUCAAACCCAAUGAACCCUGGUACAAUGCCACUGCAGCAGCCAAACCCAGGGAUCAUGAAUGUUCCAGGAGCAGAGUCAAUUGAGAACCAUUUAGGGAAUUAUUCAAACUUUGCUAAUUUAGGCUCAACAACAAACCUGCAUCAAUUAAGUAUGACAUCACAUCUAGAUAGCAUUGUUCCCAAGGCUGAGCCUGGUAUCACUACUGUUGCUGGAGGUGGGAAUGUGCCUUCUCAAACACCAACUGCUGAUCCUGAGAAAAGGCGACUUAUUCAGCAACAGCUGGUGCUGUUGCUUCAUGCACAUAAAUGCCAGAGACGCGAACAAAACAUGACCAACGGUGAAGUAAAGUCCUGUAACUUACCACACUGUCGAACAAUGAAAAAUGUUUUAGCUCACAUGACAGUGUGCACAUCAGGAAAGUCAUGUCAAGUUGCUCACUGUGCUUCAUCAAGACAAAUAAUUUCCCAUUGGAAGAAUUGUAAAAGAGAAGAUUGUCCUGUUUGUUUGCCUUUGAAACAUGCUAAUGAUAAACGUAGUCAAGGAGAAAAACCUCUUGAAUCAAACAGAGGACCUAAGAAAUGGCAUCAGCAAGUUACAGCAGAUUUAAGAAACCAUCUUGUACAGAAGCUUGUCACUGCUAUUUUCCCAACACCAGUAAAUGACCCUAAAGCUCUAAAAGACAGGAGAAUGACCAAUCUAGUUGCAUAUGCCAGAAAGGUUGAAGGUGAUAUGUAUGAAACAGCAAGUAGUAGGGAGGAGUAUUAUCAUUUACUGGCUGAAAAGAUUUAUAAAAUUCAGAAAGAACUUGAAGAAAAGCGAGAGAAGAGACGUAUGGGUGCUGUUGGUAAUAUAAAUCCUGGUGUUCCACAGCCUGCAUCGCAUGGUGCACCAUCACUUCCUGUCGCGCCAUUUACAGAGUUGAAUGGAGACAUAAGUAACAACACCGAUGUAGCCUUGGCCAAGGCACAAGCAGUUGAGGUUGCAGCGAAGAACCGUCAAACACCAAUCCCAAUGCCUCCUCAAACAUCACUACCAAACAACGUCUUGCGAAACCAAACAACAAUGCCCAUGUCGUCACAGCCACCAGCCAUUCCUCAGCGAAGUAUGAUGCCUCAGCAAAUGAUGCCUAAUCAAACACCACCAAUACAAACGCAUAAUAUUGGUAAAUCGCCCCAGAACGCAGGCAAUAUUUCACAAUCUCCUCACAUGUCACCUCAAGCGGCAACACCUCGUCAGUCGCCUGGGCCGGCAAUAGCAAAUAAACCAGCAGCUGCUGCUCAGUCGCAAAUGCAAAAUCCACAAACACCAUCCACAGCAACUCCAAAUGCACAACCAACCAGUUCACAGGCACCGGGAGCACAAACUCCCGGAGCACAAACGCCACCGAAGUCUGUGGAAUCUGUUGGUCAAACAACUGCCGCUGUUACGAAUUCUCCGAGUCGAAUGCAAGUUGACGACACGAAACCAAAUAUUGCUCCUUCAACACAGCCAAAUGAAGCCAUGAAGCCUCCUUCUUCUACUGCAAAUUCAUCUCAUUCCGCCGUCAGUACCAGCGUGAGACAUCCAUUUAAGAAACACUUCCUACCUGAAGAACUGAGAAGAAAUCUUAUGCCUACACUUGAAAAACUUUACCAGAUGCAUCCGGAAGGCUUACCAUUCAGGCAUCCUGUUGAUCCCAAAUCUCUAGGGUGUAUGGAUUACUUCGAUAUCAUAAAGAAGCCAAUGGAUUUGUCCACGAUUAAAAGGAAGUUGGAUACGGGACAAUACAAAGAUCCAUGGGAGUUCUGUGAUGAUGUCUGGUUAAUGUUUGAUAACGCCUGGCUCUACAAUCGUAAAACUUCUAAAGUUUAUAAAUAUUGUAGCAAGUUGGCUGAAUGUUUUGAACAGGAGAUAGAUGCUGUAAUGCGAAAACUAGGCUACUGUUGUGGCCGUAAAUAUGUGUUUCAUCCACAAGUUUUGUGUUGUUUUGGAAAGCAUUUGUGUACUAUAUCAAGAGAUGCUCCCUAUUAUACAUAUCAGAACAGAUAUCAUUAUUGUGAAAGAUGUUUUAAUGAACUUCCUGGUGAAAGUGUUCAGUUAGGGGAUGAUCCCAUGAAUCCAAGCAGUGGUUGUAUAAAGAAAGAAAGUUUUGAAAAGUUAACGAACAAUCAUCUGGAUCCAGAACCUUUUAUCGAGUGUGUGGAUUGCGGGAGGAAGAACCAUCAAAUUUGUGUUUUACAUCAUGAUUCAAUUUGGUCCAGUGGAUUUCAGUGCGAUUCGUGCCUAAAAAGGCGAGGUCUAGUGAAAAAGGAAAAUAAAUAUAACUCAAAACGCCUUCCCCAUACGAAGUUAGGAGAAGUUUUAGAAAACAGAGUGAAUGAAUUUUUAAAGAAGAACAAUGCAGGUGCCGGUGAUGUUACGAUACGUGUGGUGUCCAGUGUUGACAAGGUCGUGGAAAUUAAACCUGGAAUGAAAACAAGGUUUAAUAGUGCUUGUCAAGACGGAUUUCCAUAUCGCGCCAAGGCUCUUUUUGCAUUUGAAGAAAUUCAUGGUGUUGAUGUUUGUUUCUUUGGCAUGCAUGUUCAGGAGUACGGUUCAAACUGUUCUACACCCAACACUCGUCGAGUGUAUAUUUCAUACUUGGACAGUGUUCAUUUCUUCCAUCCAAGACAUUUUCGAACAGCGGUAUAUCACGAGAUUCUCAUUGGAUACUUGGAGUAUACGAGGAAGCUAGGAUACGUUUGGGCGCAUAUUUGGGCGUGUCCACCAUGUGAAGGUGACGACUAUAUAUUUCAUUGCCAUCCACCCGAGCAAAAGAUCCCACGUCAUAAACGUCUUGUUGAUUGGUACAAGAAGAUGUUAGAUAAAGCUGCUGCUGAAAGCAUUGUUGUGGAAUACAAGGAUAUUCUCACCCAGGCUUUAGACGAUAAUCUUGAGAAGGCAACUGAGUUGCCAUAUUUUGACGGUGAUUUUUGGCCAAAUACUCUAGAAGACAGUAUCAAGGAACUUGAUCAAGAGGAGGAAGAAAGGAAAGCUUCUGCUGCAGCUGAAGCUGCUGGGGAUAUGGCAAACAGCAAAGGUAAUAAGAACAAAGCAGGUAAAAGAAACAACAAUAAAAAAGGUAGUAAGAAAAACAAUCAACGAAAAAAUAUGAAGAAGACGAAUGGACUGGGCCUAAACGUUUGUGAUUUAUCUUUGAGACUUUACAACACCAUGGAGAAACACAAAGAGGUGUUCUUUGUUAUCCGAAUGUACGAAGAUGCGGACAUACAAGGCUUACCUGAAACCGUUGAUCCUGACCAGCCUAUGUCGUGUGACCUCAUGGAUGGCCGUGACGCUUUUCUGACGCUGGCACGUGACAAACACUGGGAGUUCUCGUCAUUGCGGCGAGCCAAGUAUUCCACAAUGUGUAUGAUGUUCGAUUUGCAUAACCAAGGACAAGAUCGCUUCGUUUACUCGUGUAAUCUUUGUAAGAGACAUGUCGAAACCAGGUACCAUUGCAGCGAAUGCGAGGAUUUCGACUUGUGUGUGCCAUGUUUCAACGAGAAGGGGCAUGAACACAAGAUGGAGAAACUUGGGUUUGACCUUGAUGUUGAUCAACAAACGCCGACGAAGAACCAAACAUCACAGCCAAAUAAUUCUCAAGAACAGCGGCGGUUGUCGAUUCAACGUUGCAUCGAUUCACUUGUCCACGCCACCCAUUGCAGAGCGCAGAAUUGCACCAUGGCUAGCUGUAUGAAAAUGAAACGGGUUGUGGAACAUACGAAGAGUUGCAAAAGGAAAGGUAACAAUGGUUGUCCGAUUUGCAAACAACUCAUCGCUCUUUGCUGUUAUCAUGCGAAACAUUGUCGAGAGCAGGAAUGUGUUGUACCAUAUUGUCGCCAUAUCAAGACCAAGUUCCGUCAGCAGCAAAUGCAGCAACAGUUUCACCAGGCGCAACUAAUGCGUCGGCGUAUGGCGGUUAUGCGAAGUAUGCAGCAAACACCUGCGCCACCACAACCCUCGACUAACCCAACUGGAAUGGUGGAACGUCUCAAUCCUACCGGUGGUCUCCCGCAGCAUUCGUCUUUACCAGCUCGUCCACCCAGCUAUGGUCAACCUCAAAUGACCCCAGUAACUGCUCCAGCACCCGCUGCUGCUGUUGCUGUUGCCCAAGCUAUUGUUGAAGAAGCAAGAUUGCCACCAACGCCAGCUAAUCGCCCGAGUAUGCCUACCGUACCUGUAAAUCCAUUUUCCAACGCCCCAACGAUGAAUGGUCCGAUGAGUGGUCCUAUGAGUGGUCCUAUGAGCGGUCCUUUGAGCGGUCCUUUGAAUGGUCCUAUUAAUGGCGGCAAUCCAUUGAGACCGAACUUGAAUAUGCCUGUGUCGGUUGGGCAAACGAAUGUGCCACAGCCUAUGCAAAAUGCCCAAGCUACAAUGCGAAAUUGGUAUAGCGGUAAUAACCAGGUUCAACAAUCUCUGACGUCCCAGCAACCACCAAUGUACGGUGCUGCAACAAAUCCCUUACCCAGCCAAGCCAGGCCUCAAUUACGACAAUCACGUCCUCAUCUCCAGGAGCAGAUGACUCGGAUAUUAAGCAUUUUGAAAAACAAUCAAGGGCAGCAAACUGCUGAGUGUCUUCAAAUGAUGCGAGCGAAUCCACAACUCAUGGCCAUGUUUCUACGGCUGCGUCAACAGCAGCAACAGCAACAGCAACAAGCCCAACAACAGCGGCAAGCUCAACAACAGCAGCAGCAACAACAGUUGCAACAAAUGAUGCAAAAUCAAGCAGUUCCGCAGCCAAUGAUGCAGCAACAGUGGCCUGGAAGAAUGAGACUAACCCCACAACAACAGCAGCAACAACAGCAACAACAACAACAGCAAGCACAGUUACAACAAGCGCAACAACUUGCACAACAAGUUCAACAACAAAAAACUCAACAAGCACAACAACAGUUACAUCAACAGACGUUACAACAAGCCGGGUCUAAUUUACCGGGAUUACAUCAAGGCGGUCAAGCAAUGGCUAGCCUUAACGGUAUGAACAAUGUACAUGGUAUUUCGAAUAUGAACACUAUGAACAACAUGUCACCUGUUCAAUCCAUGCAGGGCAUGCAACAGACUAUGCCAAAUAUGGCGAAUAUGCAAAAUGUUCAAAACAUGGUCGGAAGUACAAACGGGAUGCAAGGAAUGCAACAACAGCAACUGAUGCAACAGAACAUGCACGGUACAAUGCAGCAGCCUCAGUUUGCAUCGAACACUCAACGUCGCCUACCUAUGGCACAACAAGAAAUUCAAUUUAACAACAUGAUGCAACAGCACACGAUGUCAGGUGGACAAUUAUUGCAACCACAACAACCAGCACCUCAGCAGCAUUUUAGUAAUAAACAAACAUUACAACAACGGUUAAUGUCUCCGCAGAAUACCCCGCCGCAACAGGCGGGAACACUACUACCUAAUCAGUCACCACGAUCAGUAAUGUCACCAUCACCACAACCUCUUCAACAACCAUCAUCAUCGCCAAGACAACCAGCUAUGUCACCAUCACCUCGGCAGUCUGUCAUGUCACCACAUACUCAACCAACACUUACCUCACCGCAUACAAUCGCCUCACCACAUCCAUCGUCGGGUGCACUUGAUACAAAUGACUUAACGGAUUCCUCGCUCUUUGGAUCAAGCAGAAGAAUACAACCAUUGGCGCCUCUCGCAUCGCCUGAACUCGACCAGGAAGAUGGUGACGCGAUUGCGCCAUUGACUCCAUCCGACCAACUGUCGAGAUAUGUAGACAAUUUAUAGGUACUUUUUCGAAAAAAAUGUUUAUACUUUAGAAUAGCAUAUUGGCCAAAUGCGGCCUGUAUUUUAACAAUGUGUCGUCGCACAAGAAAGUACGACAAUGAAAUUUUCUAGACGAAAUGGAUUUCAAUAUUUGUAUACAGCCCGAAUAAAUAAUUAAUGAUAAGCGAUUGUAGUUUUAGAAGUAGAGAUCUCUCAUUCACACAAAGUAUUUGUACAAAGAUGUCUUAUUUGAAAGUAUAUUAUAUAUUUGUGAGUGUGCGCAUUUUCAAUUAGAAAAAGCUAUAAAUGUACAUGUAUCUCAACCAUGGAGAUUAAAUAAGCUUUUUUAA
This is a messenger RNA of Dendronephthya gigantea, 7252 nucleotides long. RefSeq names its product CREB-binding protein-like. Gene Ontology annotation, molecular function: histone acetyltransferase activity; protein binding; zinc ion binding. Bases 351 to 6923 code for a protein of 2190 amino acids. Gene Ontology annotation, cellular component: histone acetyltransferase complex; transcription regulator complex. The record is from RefSeq and is a predicted model, not a curated record. NCBI's taxonomy places the organism in Eukaryota, Metazoa, Cnidaria, Anthozoa, Malacalcyonacea, Nephtheidae. Gene Ontology annotation, biological process: positive regulation of transcription by RNA polymerase II. The transcript has 26 exons.